Molecule: messenger RNA, 2339 nt
Organism: Lathyrus oleraceus (garden pea)
Lineage: Eukaryota; Viridiplantae; Streptophyta; Magnoliopsida; Fabales; Fabaceae
Product: sister chromatid cohesion 1 protein 3
Exons: 12
Coding region: 180-2225 (681 amino acids)
Biological process (GO): replication-born double-strand break repair via sister chromatid exchange; sister chromatid cohesion
Cellular component (GO): cohesin complex
Molecular function (GO): protein binding; chromatin binding
Source: RefSeq, a predicted model, not a curated record
AAAUUUUUCAUCAAAUCGCGCGCCAAAAUAUUUCCUAAAAUAAAACCGCGAUGCAAUAAAAGCCCUAAUUUCUACAAAACCCUAAAAUCCCUCCAAUUCCUCUUCAUUCGUUUUCAUCAAUUUCCCCAAAUUCGAGUCUCAUCUUGAGAUUAACAUCAACAAAGAAAAGGUUGAAGAAGAUGUUUUACUCUCAGACGUUUUUGGCGCGAAAAGGACGGCUCUCAACUGUUUGGAUUGCUGCUCAUCUUCAACACAGACUCAAGAAAUCUCAAUGCACUUCUACUGAUAUCCCUUCCACCGUUCAACAUAUAAUGGAUCCCGGGGUUCCCAUUGCAUUGAGAAUGUCAGCUCACCUACUCUUAGGUGUUGUUCGCAUUUAUUCGAAGAAAGUUGAUUAUCUUCUCAAUGAUUGCAAUAUUGUUCGUACUGUUUUGUAUAAAGUAUUUGCUGCCGUGUCAAAUCAUACUCUACCUGAGGGUGGGAUGCAAGCACCUCUUCAUACUAUCACCAUGCCAGCCACUUUUGACCUUGAUGCGCUUAACUUGAGCUAUGAAAUGGAUGUUCAUGGGUAUGAGGAUCAUCACAUGAAGAGUCUUGAAGAUAUUACUCUUGCAGAUCAAAAUCCUACUGUACUGGAAAAUUAUGUGACUAUACGUUUUGAUGAGGACACAACAUUUAGUUCUCCCAACACACAACUGCUUCCGGAUUCUGAUGCAAGACCAAUAGAAGAAGACAUUAUUCCUCAAUCUCCAUUGACAAACGGAGCAGAUUUUCAAGAUGUUGGUCCAAGUUUCCAUACAGAGUCACAUGCUACCGAUCAUACAGGUGAUGAUAACAUACGUAGCUUUCUGGAUCCCAUUACAGAACCGGCAACACCAGUUGAGACUAAUCGUGAUGCCCCCAAUGAUUAUGGUGCUAUUGGAGAUCUACAAAACAGUGGGUAUAAUGAUACCGAACUCACCAAAGAUCUCAACCAAAAUGUCAAUGAAAAGGAUCAGAUUCUUGAAAUGGUUGAUGAGACCCGUGUUGAACCCUCGUCAGUUCAACCAACACGUCCACUAACUCCAGCUGCUUAUCGAGAUGGUGGCUCAGAUUCACACGAUUAUGGAGGGCUAAAUUCUGAACCAACUUUAGGGCAAGAUUCUCCCGAUGUUAGGGUUAUUUCCAGUGCUCAAAUAGAGCAGGUACAGGAUCAGAGGCAACAAAGAGGAAGGAAGAGAAAACAAUUCUUUGAUGAUCCCAUAGUGUUAACAAAUAGAUUCAUGAGGGAAAACCUUAAUAAUACUCACAAUAUACUGCGGAAGAGAAAAGACGGCCCUUCCUCUCCUCUGGAUACAUGGAAGCUGAAAAACAAACGAUUAAAGAAGAAUAUUUUUGACCAACCUUUAUUUACAGGAGUAUGCAAUGAACUUAUAAACAUACACAAUAGGGAAUAUAUAUGUUCAAAACCCCACUUGGUCAUCUCUGAGGAAGAUCAUAUGGAUAGUACUACUAGUACUUCUCCAAUUAAUCAAAUUGUUGACGAGCCAAUACCGGAUGUAUCUGAGGUUGUUGUUAAUGAACCUGAGAUUAUUGAUAAUGCACCUGAGGGUAUCAUUAAUGAGCCAAUAGCCGUGGAACACGGCCGUUCCGUUGCUAAUGCUGCUCCUACUACUCAGAAUAUAGACACUGAACCCAUUAUUGAAGGUACUAACAAGAGUCCUGUUAACGGAAAUGGUGCGACACCUUUACUUUCUGAGGCAUGGGAGAUACCAUAUGGUGCAAAUUCACCUCCUGCUCAUAUAUCCGAAAUUGGAAGCCCUAGCACUUGUCAAGAUGACACAUUUCAGAACUAUGACAUUGCAGACUUUACAGAUACUAAUCUACGGAACGAUUCUGCUGAAAUAGGGGAGUUUUCGUUUCUUGAAGAAGAGAACAACAACACACCGGUCACUGCCAGUUCACAAAGCACAAGCACAUCAAGUAUUGGCACAUUGACUGGAAGGACUAGGGGUCUAGCUCGAUAUUUAAAAGACUAUUCUCCAUGUACUCCGAUUCCGGAGCAGCCUGCUGAGGAUUUUAGCUUGAACAAGAUGUUGGAAGGAAAAACUAGAAAGAUUGCUGCUCGGAUGUUCUUUGAAGUUUUGGUGUUAAAGACUCAUGAUCUUAUUGAUGUAAAUCAAGAGGAGCCUUAUGGUGAUGUCAGCUUCAAAUUGACUCCAACACUUUUAAAUGCUAAAAUUUGAUAUUUUUCUGUUAUCUAUUGUACAUUACCUGUGUAUUUAUUGCUUUUUGAGACUGAUUUGUAGAAGGAAAAACUUGUUUUCGUUUGGAAUAAUGAGAAGUAUAUAUUUUCUUAA